Pipistrellus kuhlii (Kuhl's pipistrelle) is the source of this 3955-nucleotide messenger RNA. RefSeq names its product glucosidase II alpha subunit (gene GANAB). The transcript is spliced from 25 exons. Bases 92 to 2992 code for a protein of 966 amino acids. Gene Ontology annotation, cellular component: glucosidase II complex. The record is from RefSeq and is a predicted model, not a curated record. Gene Ontology annotation, biological process: carbohydrate metabolic process; N-glycan processing. Lineage: Eukaryota; Metazoa; Chordata; Mammalia; Chiroptera; Vespertilionidae. Gene Ontology annotation, molecular function: glucan 1,3-alpha-glucosidase activity; carbohydrate binding.
CUGAGGCCGGAAGGGGCGGGCGCUGAGGAACGUGGCUCCGCGCGCGCAGAGGGAGGGGAGGCUCGGGGUCAAGGAGCAAACCCGGCACAAGAUGGCGGCGGUAGCGGCAGUGGCUACGCGUAGGAGGCGGUCUGGGACCGGUUUGGUCCUGGCUUGUCUAGGGGUCUGCCUGGGACUCACCCUUGCCGUGGAUAGAAGCAACUUCAAGACCUGUGAAGAAAGUUCCUUCUGCAAGCGACAGCGAAACAUACAGCCAGGCCACUCUCCAUACCGAGCCUUGUUGGAUUCUCUGCAGCUUGGUCCUGAUGGCCUCACAGUCCAUCUGAUCAACGAGGUCACCAAGGUGUUGCUGGUGCUGGAGCUCCAGGGGCUGCAAAAGAACAUGACGCGGAUCAGGAUCGAUGAACUGGAGCCCCGGCGGCCUCGAUACCGGGUGCCGGAUGUGCUGGUGGCUGAUCCCCCCACAGCUCGGCUUUCUGUCUCUGGCCGAGACGACAACAGUGUGGAGCUGACCGUGGCUGAGGGGCCCUAUAAAAUCAUCCUGACUGCACGGCCCUUCCGCCUGGACCUGCUGGAGGACCGCAGCCUUCUGCUCAGCGUCAACGCCCGCGGACUCCUGGGCUUUGAGCACCAGAGGGCCCCCCGGGUCUCUUUCUCGGAUAAAGUUAGUGUCACGCUCGGUAGCGUUUGGGAUAAGAUCAAGAACAUUUUCUCUAGGCCAGAAUCGAAAGACCCCGCUGAGGGUGAUGGCGCCCAGCCCGAGGGAGCCCCUGGGGAUGGGGACAAGCCAGAGGAGACCCCGGGAAGCACAGAGAAAGAGGAGCCGGGAGCCUGGGAGGAGACGUUCAAAACGCACUCCGACAGCAAGCCUUACGGCCCCACGUCUGUGGGCUUGGACUUCUCACUGCCGGGCAUGGAGCAUGUGUAUGGGAUCCCUGAGCAUGCAGACAGCCUGAGGCUGAAGGUCACUGAGGGUGGGGAGCCAUAUCGCCUCUACAAUUUGGAUGUGUUCCAGUACGAGCUGUACAACCCCAUGGCCCUGUACGGGUCUGUGCCUGUGCUCCUGGCACACAGUCCUCAUCGCGACCUGGGCAUCUUCUGGCUCAACGCCGCGGAGACGUGGGUGGACAUAACCUCCAACACGGCCGGGAAGACCCUGUUUGGAAAGAUGCUAGACUACCUGCAGGGCUCCGGGGAAACCCCGCAGACAGAUGUCCGCUGGAUGUCGGAGAGCGGCAUCAUCGAUGUCUUCCUGCUGCUGGGGCCCUCCGUCUCGGAUGUCUUCCGGCAGUACGCCAGUCUCACCGGGACCCAGGCCUUGCCCCCGCUCUUCUCCCUCGGCUACCACCAGAGCCGCUGGAACUACCGGGACGAGGCCGACGUGCUGGCGGUCAACCAGGGCUUCGAUGACCACGACCUGCCCUGCGACGUCAUCUGGCUGGACAUCGAGCACGCGGACGGCAAGCGGUACUUCACCUGGGACCCCAGCCACUUCCCCCAGCCCCUCGCCAUGCUGGAGAAGCUGGCAGCCAAGAGGCGGAAGCUGGUGGCCAUCGUGGAUCCCCACAUCAAGGUGGACUCCGGCUACCGCGUGCACGAAGAGCUGCAGAGCCAGGGUCUGUAUGUCAAAACGCGGGAUGGCUCCGACUACGAGGGCUGGUGCUGGCCAGGCGCCGCUGGUUACCCCGACUUCACCAAUCCCCGGAUGAGGGCCUGGUGGGCUGACAUGUUCAACUUCGACGAUUAUAAGGGCUCCGCUCCCAACCUCUAUGUCUGGAAUGACAUGAACGAACCCUCUGUGUUCAAUGGCCCUGAGGUCACCAUGCUCAAGGACGCCCAGCAUUACGGCGGCUGGGAGCACCGAGACGUGCACAACAUCUAUGGCUUCUACGUGCACAUGGCGACUGCUGACGGUCUGGUGCAGCGCUCUGGGGGUGUGGAGCGCCCCUUUGUCCUGAGCAGGGCGUUCUUCGCUGGCUCCCAGCGCUUUGGAGCCGUGUGGACAGGGGACAACACUGCAGACUGGGACCACCUGAAGAUCUCUAUCCCCAUGUGCCUCAGCCUGGCGCUGGUGGGGCUGUCCUUCUGUGGGGCUGACGUGGGCGGCUUCUUCAAGAAUCCGGAGCCAGAGCUGCUUGUGCGCUGGUACCAGAUGGGUGCCUACCAGCCAUUCUUCCGGGCACAUGCCCACUUGGACACUGGGCGGCGAGAGCCGUGGCUGUUACCGUCUCAGUACCACGACGUCAUCCGAGAUGCCUUGGGCCAGCGAUACUCCCUGCUGCCUUUCUGGUACACUCUCUUCUACCAGGCCCACCGCGAAGGGUUUCCUGUCAUGAGGCCCCUGUGGGUACAUUAUCCUCAGGAUGUGAGCACCUUCAGUAUGGACGACCAGUUCCUGCUCGGGGAUGCGUUGCUGGUUCACCCUGUAUCAGACCCUGGGGCUCAUGGUGUGCAGGUCUAUUUGCCUGGCCAAGGGGAGGUGUGGUAUGACGUUCAGAGCUACCAGAAGCAUCACGGUCCGCAGACCCUGUACCUGCCUGUGACUCUCAGCAGUAUCCCCGUGUUCCAGCGCGGAGGGACCAUUGUGCCCCGGUGGAUGCGCGUGCGGCGCGCUUCAGACUGCAUGAAGGAUGACCCCAUCACGCUCUUUGUGGCACUCAGCCCGCAGGGCACAGCCCAAGGAGAGCUCUUUCUAGACGACGGGCACACGUUCAACUACCAGACUCAGCACAAGUUCCUGCUGCGGCGAUUCUCAUUCUCUGGCAACGCCCUUGUCUCCAGCUCAGCAGACCCCAAAGGCCACUUUGAGACCCCGAUCUGGAUUGAGCGGGUGGUGAUCAUGGGGGCUGGGAAGCCAGCAGCUGUGGUGCUCCAGACCAAAGGAUCUCCCGAGAGCCGCCUGUCCUUCCAGCACGACCCCGAGACCUCUGUGCUGAUCCUGCGCAAGCCUGGCGUCAACGUGGCCUCUGACUGGAGCAUUCACCUGCGAUAACCCGAGGGGUGCUGGGGGGAGGGUGCUGUUGUGAUGUGAGUUCCUGUUCCUUCCGCCUCGGAGUUUGACCUUUCCCAGACAUCACUGUUCCUAUCCCAGGACCCAGGUUCUGCCAGCACCUGAAGGAGGAGAGGGCUGUCUGUGCUGUGAACACCCCCUCCCCCCAAGUCCCUGAGCCUCCCUUCACCCCAGCACUCUGUUGCUCUGCUCUGUCUGGGGCACAUGCACCUGUGAAGACCUGGGACCACAGGGCCCUUGCUUUCCCUUCUCCUUCUGGGCGUCCUGGACCCCCAGACCCUCUCCACUCCUAUCUCGGGGUGUUGAUGCCAUUCCUUGGAAGAAGUUGAGGGCAGUGAGCUUUAGGGCUCCUUUUCUCCGACUGCUUCCUCCUCCCAGACUGCUGUCCCUCUUUAUUUCUUCCUCCUGCUGCUUCUGUCCGCCCUCCCCUUUCUGUGUCCCACUGAGACCCGGGGACCAUCCUUCCUGGUGAGGCUGAGUGAUCAAAGGCGUGAGGUUUCUGGAGAAGGUCCUCUUCCCUCUCUUCCCGCUGCUUCCAACCUUGCCUCUUUCCCGUUCCUUCCGGAGCUGCUGGAGCUCGACGGGGGCAGGUCUGCCCUCUGUCCUUAGGGGAGAGAAGUUUCCACUUCUUAAGUGGGGUUGGGCAUUACACUUACUUUGUCCCCUUUUUGUCCCCUUGAGGGGCAUUCAAGAUGGAGAAAUCAGUUGUGGUUUCAUUGAAUCACAGUCACCUGUAUUUAUUGCUGGGAGAAGGCUGAGGGGGUGGGGGGGAUGAUCAUGUGUGCCCAGGGUUGGCCCGAAGCCCUGGAUGGGGGGUGGGGAGUGAGGGAGGACUAACUGGGGAUGAGGGGACAUAUUUGUGACAAAUUUUUUUUUACUUCCUCUUGGCCCCCAGCUGUGACAGGUUUUGAUAAAAGGAGAAACAAUAAAGAGAUAAACGAUAAA